This is a messenger RNA of Xylaria bambusicola, 1089 nucleotides long. RefSeq lists its product as uncharacterized. NCBI's taxonomy places the organism in Eukaryota, Fungi, Ascomycota, Sordariomycetes, Xylariales, Xylariaceae. Gene Ontology annotation, biological process: endoplasmic reticulum to Golgi vesicle-mediated transport. The record is from RefSeq and is a predicted model, not a curated record. The transcript has 4 exons. The coding region runs from base 104 to 622 and encodes 172 amino acids.
CAUUGAUUGGCUGGAGAGAUACCGUAUUAGACAUCUCGUCUAUUUGGCCCAUCAUCUCUUGGUUGACCAGAUCAACCAUAACUUUGGUCAGAUUUGCUUCACCAUGGCUUCAAGGUUCGGCCAUUCGACGCUGCAUCAGCGGGAUCCGCGCAGCGCGCUCUUCGAAGGAUACAGCGGUGCCAACUCGCCGAGGCGACAGGCCAGCGCGAGUCCUAGUCCCGCGGCGCUGGGCGGCUACGGGUAUAACAGUGGUGCCGGUGCCAGUGCGCAACAUCUCGGCGUGGAGAAUAGGGGAUUCAGACCCGCGACGCCGAACUCGAGGGGACAAUAUAGCGACGCGGUGCUCAGCGAACUCGAGAGCCAGAAUGACCAACAGGUCGAAGGGAUAUUAGGAAAGGUCAAGAUUUUAAAGGAGAUGACGGUGGCUAUCGGCGACGAAAUCCGUGACUCCACGGCGCUGGCAGAGAAGAUGAACGACACGUUCGACUCCACCCGGGUGCGGCUGCGCGGCACCAUGAACCGCAUGUUACUCAUGGCUGAGCGGACGGGCGUCGGCUGGAAGGUGUGGCUCGGCUUCUUCGCCGCCGUCAUCUUCAUCUUCUGCUACGUCUGGUUGUUCUAAAAUACACACAUCGUCUCACCUCCCACAAGCACGGAUUCAUCAUAAUCCACUAUUUGCAUACGAUCAGCUACCCGGGGUGAUUACCGCGUCGAGACAGAUUCAUCUUUCAGGAAAAAGAAAGAUGAAUACAUGAAUGGAUGGAUGGAUGGAAUGAGAGGAUUCUUGUCAUAGAUUCCAAAGAUGGCCAAGAAGGCGUAGAUGCAUAGCACACCGGGCGUUCAGGAAUGAUUCUUGCAUUUUAAUCCAUUUUGCUCAUUUUAUCUGCGAGCGAAGCAAACAAUGCACCCGGUUAACGCACAACACCCUCAACUUGGUUUGAGGAGGCAUAGCUCUGAGAGUUAAAGCACAUGUUCAUAUAAGGAAUACGCGGGCGUUGUAUCAAGGGUGUUUUCACUCCCGUACGCAUACGGAACGACUUUUGUAAUUAAUGUAUCAUAAUUCAUGCAUUCAUGUCAUUAUACUACAGG